This is a messenger RNA of Parnassius mnemosyne (clouded apollo), 2712 nucleotides long. Lineage: Eukaryota; Metazoa; Arthropoda; Insecta; Lepidoptera; Papilionidae. The record is from the annotation of a GenBank genome assembly.
AUGCCUAGAAAAAGAACUCAGCUUUCUAGGCAGACUGCUACUGCAAAGCGAUUGCGACUUCUACGCAGCAAUGAAACACCCGAAGAAAAUCUGCACAGGUUGGCUACUCAACGAGCGAUCAGUGAACAAAACCGUUUUAGGGAAUCGAGUGUUGAACGUUCGCAGCGGUUAGUCUCACAAAAUAUCCGUACUUCGGCGAAUCGACAACGGGAAUCAAGUGCUGAACGUUCUCAACGUUUAGCCGCACAAAAUUCCCGAACUUCGGCAAAUCGCGAGCGGGAAUCAAGCGCUGAACGUUCUCAACGUUUAGCUACACAGAAUUCCCGCACUUUGGCAAACCGGCAACGGGAAUCAAGCGCUGAACGUUCUCAACGUUUAGCUACACAGAAUUCCCGCACUUUGGCAAACCGGCAACGGGAAUCAAGCGCUGAACGUUCUCAACGUUUAGCUACACAGAAUUCACGCACUUUGGCAAACCGGGAACGGGAAUCAAGUGCUGAACGUUCCCAUCGAUUAGCACAGCAAAAUGCACGAACAGCAGGGAACAGAACUCGCAGGCAAUAUAAUUUAUUGAAUUCAGCAUUUGCUUAUGAUUAUACCCUUGACUAUGCUGAGCUAAAUGGUACUAAUAUUUGCAGAAUGAAUAAAAUAUGUAAUUCAUGUCAAGCAAAAAAAUGGCCGGCUGAAGCUCCUGGACUGUGUUGUAGUGGUGGCAAAGUAAAUAUUCCUAAAAUUCCAGCACCAACGUCAAUUCUUAAAGAUCUAAUAUCAGGCUCACAUCCAUCUUCUAAGCAUUUCUUAAAUCACUCUAGACAAUAUAAUACUCUGUUUCAGAUGACUUCAUUUGGUGCCAAAGAAAUUCGUGAAGGAAAAUUUAUGCCCACUUUUAAAGUCCAGGGGCAAGUUUACCAUCUAAUCGGUAAUUUACUUCCACCUGAAGGCGCACAACCCGAAUUUUUGCAAAUAUAUUUUAUUUCCCAUACAGAUCAGGUAUCUUUACGCUCAAAUUUAAACCCAACGUUAAAAACCGAUCUUAUCGACGCUCUCCAAACAUAUCUUCACGAGCACAAUACUUAUAUUCAAAGUUUUAAAUAUAAUCUCGAAAACAGACCAACGAAUGAUUUUAAACUUAUCAUUCAUGCUGAUGUGAAACCUCCUAAUGAACAUCGAGGUCGAUAUAACGCGCCCAUGGUAGAUGAAGUAGCUGUUCUUUUAAUAGAUGAAGACAAAGGUCCCCGAGAUAUAGUGUUAAAUACCAGAGACGGGCGCCUUCAGCGAGUUUCUGAAAUACAUAGAUCUUAUGACCCACUUCAAUAUCCUUUACUGUUUCCCUUUGGAAAUGACGGAUAUUGUAUAAAUAUUCCACAGCAAAAUACUGCUGCUAGAUCUAAAACAAUAUCAUGUAUGCAGUUUUAUGCAUUUAGACUCAUGGUGAGAAUAAAUGACUUUAACAGCAUACAUUAUUUCAAAGGAUUAUUUAAUCAAUACUGUGUUGAUAUGGCGGCAAAAAUGAUUUAUGAGAGGCUUGACUUCAUAAAAAGAAAUCAAAAAAAAUUAAGAGCAGAAGAGUACAUUCAUUUAAGAGAUGCCGUGGUUAAUGAUGGCAAUGUAGACGCUUCUAAUGUUGGCCAGCACGUUAUAUUGCCAUCGUCAUUUACAGGAUCUCCUAGAUACAUGAAUGAAAAAAGUCAAGAUGCCAUGAUCUAUGUUAGGAAAUUUGGAAGACCAGAUCUCUUUAUAACAUUCACAUGUAACUCCGAAUGGCCAGAAAUAAAAAUUGAGUUACUACCCGAUCAAAAUUCUUACGACAGACAUGAUUUGAUUUCUAGAGUAUUUCAUUUAAAACUAAAAAAAAUGAUAGACCUAUUAACGAAGAAAAAUAUAUUUGGACCAUCGAAAGCCUUCGUUUAUAGUGUAGAAUGGCAAAAAAGAGGUUUACCUCACGCUCACAUUUUGUUGUGGCUGGCUAACAAAGUGCAACCGGAUUCCAUAGAUGCAAUAAUAUCGGCUGAAAUACCUGACAAACAACAAGACCCAAUGCUUUAUAACAUUGUCAUAAAAAAUAUGAUACAUGGGCCUUGCGGAUUUCACAAUCCUGCGUCACCAUGUAUGAAAGAAAACGUUUGCUCUAAAAAAUACCCCAGGCAGUUUAUUUCUGAAACACAAACCGGGGAUGACGGUUACCCAACCUACAAGCGCCGUUCACCAGAUAAUGGUGGAAACACCGCAAUAAUUCGUGUCAAAGGUACAGAAAUGAGAGUGGAUAAUAGGUGGGUUGUUCCCUAUAACCCUGUGCUAUCACGAAGUUUCAAUGCACACAUUAACGUAGAGUUUUGCCAAUCGGUCAAAGCCAUUAAGUACAUCUGUAAGUAUAUCCAUAAAGGUUCUGAUCAAGCCACAUUUUCGUUACAAAAUAAUAACGAUGAAGUAGAAAAAUAUUUAAAUGGUCGCUAUAUAAGUUCCUCGGAAGCACUGUGGAGAAUUUUCCAAUUUCCGAUUCAUGAACGUUUUCCGGCAAUAGUUCAUUUAGCAGUUCAUUUAGAAAAUGGACAAAGAGUUUAUUUUUAUAAUAAUGAAAAUCUUCAAUAUCGCGUCAACAAUCCUUCAUCAACGACACUUACAGCGUUCUUUGAUCUUUGCAAAAGAGACGAAAACCCUUUUAUAUCACGAAGUACCCCAGUAUUACGUAUGGAAAAGAAAUUCAUUUUCUAG